CCUGGAACAGCCUACGCCCUUCACACCGGCUUCCCCGAAACAAUUUGUACAGAUACCAGGAAAAACUCCGUUACAUAAGACAGGCUCUAGAUAAUUGAGACAAGUGUCAAUAAACCUGCAGCAUCUGAAAAAAGGAGAGCGGCAGAGAGCGCGCGGGGCUUUACGCACGGAUACAGCAUUUCAUGCGUCUUUUGGCCACUUCUUCACUUCUUCUCUGAGCUGCUGCGAAGCAACAGGUCGAGAUGUUCCCCCUGCCGAUGUUCACACCGGACCAGGUAGCUCGGGUGUGCGAAAACCUGGAGGAGACCGGGGAUAUCGAGCGCCUCGGUCGGUUCCUCUGGUCCCUGCCAGCCGCCGUCCCUGGUUCCGCCGGGGAAGCGCUCAACCGACACGAGUCCAUAAUGCGAGCCAGAGCGCUGGUCGCGUUUCACGGAGGGAACUUCGAGGCUCUUUACCAAAUCCUGCAGAGUCACCGUUUCACGCGCGAGUCUCACGCCAAGCUGCAAGACCUGUGGCUGGACGCGCACUACCGAGAGGCAGAGAGGCUCCGUGGGAGACCUCUUGGCCCGGUGGAGAAGUACCGCAUCCGCAAGAAGUUCCCGCUGCCCCGCACCAUCUGGGACGGCGAGCAGAAGACGCACUGCUUCAAGGAAAGAACUCGCAGUUUGCUACGAGAGUGGUAUCUCCAAGAUCCGUAUCCCAAUCCGUCCAGGAAACGCCACCUGGCCCAGGCCACCGGGCUCACACCUACGCAAGUCGGGAACUGGUUCAAGAACCGCCGGCAAAGAGACAGAGCUGCCUCAGCAAAGAACAGGCUGCAGCAGGAUCCUUCCCUCCUGCCCUCUGAAAGCUCUCCCAACGGCUCCCUCCAGGGACGCCACCAUCACCCCCACCUGCUGCCCGCCUCCCCUCGCCACCCGGGCAGCCCCGAGGCCAGCGACUGCAGCACAGAGCCCGAGCCCAGAGGAACCGGAGCCUCCACCCCGGAGAUCUCCGUCAGCAGCGACAGCGAGUUUGAGUCUUGAGACGAAGGACUCUCUGUCGCAGACGGGCAGACUCUUGCUAUUGUCUGUGAUCAGACCCAGACACACUUACAAAGACACUUGAACUUUCAGCGGUGGGAGGAGGGCAAGGAUGAGACCACUUGUUGUGGAUGUGAGUGGACAAAGUAAAGAUAUGCACUUAAAAAAAAGCACCAUGGCACAUGACUCUGACUGUUAUGUAUUAGUUUAAUGUGACUCAGUGCUGUAAAAAGAUAAACAUCCAGUUGAGUUUCAAACUCUCAGGCGAAGUAUUUGUAGAGAUCAUGCCUAUGAGCUUUAGAAGAGAUUUUGAAUAUUAAUAUUUUAAGGUCGAAUGCUAUUUUGGUAGAGACAGUUUUCACAGUUUUUAUGGAAGCUACAAAAAGAAAAAUGCCUUGUGCAGGCUGUUACUGUAUGUCAGUAUGUUAACACGCACAUUGUUUCAUUUGAUUAUCUUCAGAUAAGAACCAAAAACAAACUGUGAAAAUCCCCUAGAACUGGCAGAGACGUCCCCACACAGUGUUACAGUUUUAUCACUCCUGAAAAAUUACAUUUAAAAAAUGCACAGCUGCCAGUGGUGGCACACUUAAUGAUAAUAAAGGCACAUUUAUUAAAAUUAAAAGCAGCCGGUAAAUGUACAAAAUCUAUCUUGCUGCGCUGCAGUUUGCAUGUUAACAUAGGGACGUACCAACUCAACACAUUUCACUGCCUUAAAAUGGAACUAAGGGCAUCACUGUUUUGCAAUGCAAUAACAAGCAACACGUUUAGAGAGACCAUGCACACAUGCUGCUUAAAAUACAAACCAUGUCAUUGUGGGCUGUUUUACCUUUUUCGCUGAUCAAAAUCUGCUGGAAAUGCUCCUGAGCUGCUCUGAUGAUGACGAAUUCCUGCAGGAGCCGACGCAGAGGUGAAAGAGGAAUCAGAGAGAAUAAAACACACUCGUCGGUCUUAACUCAAUGUGCCUAUUACAUCUGAGAACAGUGAGACCUAAUCAGGCAUGAGACUGUCCUCAUGACAACGACACACGCAAAGGCCUACUGUUUGCUGUCUUUCUUAACGACCAUCAUUUCUCAUAAAGUAUCGUUUUAAUGAUAAAUGUGUAUUUUGUAAUGUUUUGUGUAAAUAA
This is a messenger RNA of Neolamprologus brichardi, 2148 nucleotides long. RefSeq names its product SIX homeobox 7 (gene six7). Gene Ontology annotation, cellular component: transcription regulator complex; nucleus. Lineage: Eukaryota; Metazoa; Chordata; Actinopteri; Cichliformes; Cichlidae. The record is from RefSeq and is a predicted model, not a curated record. Gene Ontology annotation, molecular function: RNA polymerase II cis-regulatory region sequence-specific DNA binding; DNA-binding transcription factor activity, RNA polymerase II-specific. Gene Ontology annotation, biological process: regulation of transcription by RNA polymerase II; eye development.